CAAAUCUUCAUAUCUCGUCUGCAACUGCGUUUACAGUUCCUGCUUAUCCGUAGGUUGAAGGCUUGACUCGGGCUUGUUUGCUUACGAUCCUGGGAAAGCUGCCUCGUGCAGGCAAGCAUCCCAGGCGUUGGAUUUCGUCUGCUUGCGGCUGUCGUUGCUGCUGGGUGCUGAGCUGCCUGGCAGGCAGCAAGCAAACAAGCCCAAAAGUUUGGGGCUGUUUGGAACCUUUACCAGCUACUUAUGUAGCCUUGCUCCGAGGAUAACGAGAAGAGCUACACGUUUGAAAAGUGGGCAAGGUUGUAUCGGUGCAUGUGCGAGCAAGUUUUCACCUUGUCGCUGCAGGAGAGUGGUUUUCGCUAGCCUGGCUGAGCAAGGAUUCGCUCGCCUCGCCUGGCAAAGCUAGGCAAGCUAGCAAGGCAACCGAACGCGCUCUUUGUGAAUUGUGACUACACGUGCAGGCAAGCAUGAGCUGGUGGUGGGCGGGCGCUGUCGGCACGGUCAGGAAGCGCCAGGACGACCUCGCCGCCGUGUCCCAGUCCGAGCAGGCCUUCGAGAGCGUGGCGCUCGUCGUCGGCUCCACCGGCAUCGUGGGCGCCUCCCUCGUCGACAUCCUCCUGCUGCCGGACACCCCAGGCGGGCCAUGGAAGGUAUAUGCAAUCUCCCGCCGUCCGCUCCCUCCUUGGUCCCUGCCGUCGUCUUCCUCCGUGACUCACAUACACGUUGACCUCACCGACUCCGCCGCCGCCGCCGAGGUCCUCACGCCGCUCAUCGACAUCACCCACGUCUUCUACGUCGCCUGGACCUGGCGCGCCACGGAGGAGGAGAACUGCGAGGCCAACUCUGCCAUGCUCCGCAACGUGCUCUCCGUCGUCGUCCCCAACUGCCCGGCGCUCGUCCACGUCAGCCUUCAGACGGGGACCAGGCACUACUUCGGCCGCCUCGACUCCGAGAACUGCGUCCACUACCCGCCCUACACCGAGGACAUGCCGAGACUCGACAUGCCCGUCUUCUACUACGACCAGGAGGACGUCCUCAUCGACGCCGUCGCGCGGCGCGGCGGCGGGGCCGUUAGCUGGUCUGUGCACCGCCCCAACAUCAUAUUCGGCUUCUCCCCACGCUGCGCCAUCAACCUCGUCUGCAGCCUCUGCGUCUACGCCGCAGUCUGCUGCAAGGAGGGAACCCCGCUGCGGUGGCCGGGGUCCCGUGGCGGCUGGGAGGGCUUCAUCACCCCCUCCGACGCCGACCUCGUCGCGGAGCAUCACAUCUGGGCGGGCUUUGAUCCCAUGGCCAAGAACGAGGCGUUCAAUUGCAGCAAUGGCGAUGUCUGCACGUGGAAGAAGCUGUGGCCGAUACUCGCAGGACGCUUCGGGCUGGAGUGGGUCGGGUACGAGGGCGAGGAGAAGCGGUUGAAGCUGGCGGAGGCCAUGGCCGGGAAGGAGGCGCUGUGGGCGGAGAUCGUCGAGGAGAACGAGCUCGUGGCGACGCACGUCUCCGAGGUCGCCAACUGGUGGGUCGUCGACAAGUCGCUUGAUCGGUAUGGCCUCGAGUGGGAUAUCCUUGACAGCAUGAACAAGAGCAAGGAGCAUGGAUUCCUCGGCUUCCGGAACACGUUCAGGUCCUUCAACACAUGCAUCGACAGGUUAAAGGCUCACAAGAUUGUUCCAUGAUGCCUCGAGCUACCUGUUUAUCACGUUGGGUUUUGGUCAUGCUGCUGUGGCAUACUGGCAUCUCGUGAAUUACCUUUGCUAACAGCAGUUCGUCAUGACCUGUUGGGCGCUAGCUGUCGUUGUUUGCUGUUAGUACUACUUUUUUUUUUCAAAUAAAUAAAGUCAAAAGAUAUUACUAA
Molecule: messenger RNA, 1846 nt
Organism: Setaria italica (foxtail millet)
Lineage: Eukaryota; Viridiplantae; Streptophyta; Magnoliopsida; Poales; Poaceae
Product: 3-oxo-Delta(4,5)-steroid 5-beta-reductase
Exons: 1
Coding region: 465-1667 (400 amino acids)
Source: RefSeq, a predicted model, not a curated record